AUGCCAAGUGACAAUAAACCUAAUGUCAUCUUUAUUGGAGGGCCAAUGGGGAGUGGAAAAACUACAUUUGCUAGGCAACUCGCAGAUAUUUAUGGAUACGAGUUUGUGGAAGGGGAUGAUUUCCAUUCUGAUGAAAUGAAGCAAAAAAUGGCUUCGGGGAUUCCGUUGACAGAUGAGGAUAGACGUCCCUGGUUGCUGUCUUUAGCCGCACUUUGGCAAAACAAUAAAGAAAGGAAGAUGAUUAUUGCUUGUUCGGCUCUUAAAAAGGACAUACUUUUGGGUAGCAACGACGAGGCAACACAACACAAGGUCAAAAUAAUUUUGCUGAAAGUUAGCGAAGACAAUUUGCGUAGCCGGUUAGCUAAAAGGUUAAAAGAAGAUCCGAAACAUUUUGCACCUCCGAGCCUACUGCAGUCGCAGUUGGAGGCGUUCGAGGUAUUUUUUUAUUUUUUGUGGGAUAAAUUGCUUGGGUUCAUCCGGUCAGUUAAUUUUAAAAAAUCCUCAAAAAAUUCCAAGUUACCAGUAAAUGAACCAAAUGUAUAUAUAAUGGAAAAUAAUGAGGAUAGCUAUGGACCUGCCAUGGACUUAUUUAAUAAUCUUUGUUAA
Messenger RNA from Meloidogyne enterolobii, 606 nucleotides. NCBI's taxonomy places the organism in Eukaryota, Metazoa, Nematoda, Chromadorea, Rhabditida, Meloidogynidae. The record is from the annotation of a GenBank genome assembly.